AUGAAGGAGAAGGAGAAGCAGAAGAAAGGAAAAGGAGAAGCAGAAGAAAGGAAAAGGAGGAGAGGGAGAAGGAGUAGAAGGAACAAGGAGAAGGAUAGGAAAAAGGAGAAGGAUAAGGAGACGGAGAAGGAUACGAAGAAGGAGAAGCAGAAAGAGAAAGAGGAGAAGGAGAAGGACAAGGCGAAUCACCUGAAUUCCAAGCCUUUGAAGUGUAGGAGGUUGAAAAAAUCUAUUUCCCACACAGUUUCUAUAAUUAGUGAGAAGAAAGAAAAUGAGAAGAAGGAAAUGGAGGAGAAAGAGAAGGAGAAGAAGAAAAAGGAGUCGAAGGAGAAGGAGUCAAAGAAGAAGGAGAAGGAUAAGGAUAAGGAAAAGGAUAAGAAGAAGCAGAAGAAGAAAGAGAAGGAGGAGAAGGAUAAUGAGAAGGAGAAUCAAAAAGAAAAAGCGAAAGCAAAAACGAAAGAGAAGAAAGUCGAAGUCGUCAUAGCUAAAGUGAAGCGACAAUAUCCAUUUGAAUGUUUUAGCAUUGAUGGUGAGGGUCCAACUGAACUAAUGUCAUUCUUCUUGCAAUGGACAAAUGAGGGUCUUUACAAGCGUCAUGCAAAAAACUAA
Messenger RNA from Solanum pennellii, 609 nucleotides. Its product is annotated as histone-lysine N-methyltransferase, H3 lysine-79 specific-like. The transcript has 2 exons. NCBI's taxonomy places the organism in Eukaryota, Viridiplantae, Streptophyta, Magnoliopsida, Solanales, Solanaceae. The record is from RefSeq and is a predicted model, not a curated record. Bases 1 to 609 code for a protein of 202 amino acids.